AUGGAGCGGGCCGAGGAUGAGGACUCCUCCACACCGCUUGAUUUGUUUCAAGAGCCUGCCGAUUUCUACGAGCCAGAAAAGCCACCUACUUUCACCAACUACACCCUGAAAACCGGUCAGAGUAUUACGCUUCGGCUUGGACAUUUGCUUUGGAAUGCUGGUCAAGUCAUAUCCAUGUAUCUCGAGCAGAACACGAAAGAACUCGUACAGAACAAGACUGUCUUGGAGUUGGGUGCUGGGGCCGGUCUUCCUAGCCUAGUGGCUGCGAUGUUGGGAGCUCGGAGAGUCGUGGUGACGGAUUACCCAGACCAGGACUUGGUUGCGAACCUGCGUUACAACGUAGAGCAUUGCUCAGCUCUACCCGACAAGUCAAAAAUUGUCGCGGAAGGGUUCAUUUGGGGCGGCCAGGUCGAGCCCCUGAAAUCGCACAUCCUCCCUGAUGUUGAUGGGUUUGAUCUGUUGAUUCUGGCCGACAUUUUGUUCAACCACUCUGAGCACGCAAGGUUGCUAGCCACGGUCCGUGACUGCUUGAAAAAGACAAGCAACUCGGCCGCUCUGGUGUUUUUCACGCCUUAUCGUCCUUGGUUGCUCGAGAAAGACCUCCAAUUCUUUGAAAUGGCUCGGGCUGACGGCUUUGUGGUCAACAAAAUAUUAGAACAGACCAUGGAUAAAGUCAUGUUUGAGAACGAUCCUGGAGAUGAAGCACUCCGCAGAACCGUCUUCGGGUAUGAAAUCAAAUGGAAUUUGCCCUGA
This is a messenger RNA of Fonsecaea erecta, 753 nucleotides long. RefSeq lists its product as hypothetical. The coding region runs from base 1 to 753 and encodes 250 amino acids. Gene Ontology annotation, biological process: peptidyl-lysine dimethylation. Lineage: Eukaryota; Fungi; Ascomycota; Eurotiomycetes; Chaetothyriales; Herpotrichiellaceae. The record is from RefSeq and is a predicted model, not a curated record. Gene Ontology annotation, molecular function: protein-lysine N-methyltransferase activity. The transcript is spliced from 2 exons.